Messenger RNA from Pelagomonas calceolata, 929 nucleotides. The record is from the annotation of a GenBank genome assembly. NCBI's taxonomy places the organism in Eukaryota, Pelagophyceae, Pelagomonadales, Pelagomonadaceae.
UCGAGAGAAGUGCCGCGAGGAGCCGCACGCGGCUGCCCUUUGCGUGAGAACAACGUCGCGACGUUCUACGACAAGACGCGCAUCGUUCUCGGCAGCCCUCACGGCACGAGCGCGCGCGCACAUUCGGCUGCUGCAUUACAACAUUCGGGUCUGCCAAGAGCCGGCUGCGUAAGCGCGAGACAGACAAACCCAUGGAGGAGCCGACCGCGAGCGAACUAUUAGCGCAAGCCCACGAAGAACAAGAGCUCAAGGAGGCGGCGAACCGGCGCGGCGACUCCAAGGCCGCGCUCGCCCACGCGAAGGCGAGAAGAAGGGCGCUCGACGCGGCUUGCCACACCGCCGCGGGCCGCGAGGCCCAGCGCUUGCUCAGAUCCGGCGGCGCGAAAGCUCCUGACUUCGUCGUGAAGCUGUACUGCAUGUUCACGGAAUAUCCUACCCUCAUUUACUGGGACGACGGCCGCGUCGUCGUCGCGCGGCCGGAGGAGCGCCUCGAGCCCAUCCUGGCGAAAUUCUUCCGCACGGGCAAGUUCUCGUCGUUUCAAAGACAAUUGAACAACUUCGGCUUCCACAAGGCGCCUCAUUUAAGUACGUCGAAGCUGCGCGUCUAUUUGCGGGAAGAUUUGCAAGGCUACCCCGCGGAGAGCGUGCUGGCGUUGAGGCGGGGCCAGAAGCGCGGCGUGGCGCCCGACGCCGCGCGGCGCACGGACGAGGUGAUCGAGGAGUGGGAUUCUAGAUCUGAGGAAGACGACGUCGCCGCCGCGCCGCCGAUCGUCGAACCGCCGCCGCCGCCGCCGCCGCCGCCGCCGCCUCCUGAACCCAAGGUGAAGGGGCCCUGGCCGCAGUGGAGUGGUGAAGGGCGCUGCUACGCCAUUUAAGACAUGUAGUUAUGAUACAGGGGGGCUAUGCACACAGGCGGGGGGGAACAUGUA